UUUCUGACAACUAAUAUACCAGAUGAUAUAGGAGCCUACAUAAAGCAGCGCGCGGUGUCGCAGCCAUAUGAAGCGUAAAAGAUGACUCUGCGAGGUAAAGUGGCUCUCGUUACGGGCGGUGCGCAAGGUAUCGGUAGAGCCGUCGCAGAAAGCCUUCUGAAGAAUGAAGCAAAGGUUGCACUUGUUGACUUGAAUCAAAGUGUCGGAGAGGAAUGCAAGAAUAUUUUAAAUGGAGAGUUUGGAGAUGGGAACUGCAUUUUCAUUCAGUGUGACGUGACGGACAGAUUGAAACUUAAAGAUGCUUUUCAAAGUAUAGUCGACCGGUUUGGAAGAUUGGACAUUGUUGUCAACAAUGCUGGCAUCAACAAUGAGAAGGACUGGGAGAAGACCAUUGAUGUAAAUCUGACAUCAGUCAUCAAGGGAACUUACCUGGCCCUGGAUCAUAUGAGCAAAGAGUAUGGAAAAGAAGGAGGAGUCAUCAUCAAUGUCUCAUCCAUGGCAGCUUUCCUUCAUUCCCCCUACCAGCCAGUGUACACGGCCACAAAGCACGGGGUGAUAGGCUUCUCCAGAGCCAUAGCGGAUGCAGCCGAGGUGGAGAACUAUGGUGUGAGGAUCAACACGCUGUGCCCUGCCUUCGUGGACACCCCUCUCCUGCGCUCCGUGGAACACGAGGACAACAUGGGCAAGUUUGACAAGUUCAAGGACGACUUAAAGAGGAGCGUGCACAAGUUCGGGGUGCUUCAACCGUCGCUGAUCGCAGAGGGAGUGUUGCGCCUGAUAACUGAUACCGGUCUAAACGGCGCCGUGAUGAAGAUCACCUGCUCUAAAGGGAUCCACUUCCACACCUACGAGCCCCUGUCCGCUUGAGAGGAACAACGCGGAAUACCGUCGGACUUCUGUCACCCACCCAGACAAAGGAACAUAAAGUGGUCGGAGUAUGGAGUCAUUCAGAAAGUAAACCCAUGUGUCUAUGGAAUUGGUUGAAAUGUAGGCCCAUUGAAUUAGGAAUUAGAAUAGUCAUUUAAUGGGACCUCUAUUUGUAUUGGAUGUAACCAAGAUUCCAGUAGUCUUACUUAAUAGGUGUGAACAAAGGUAGACAAAGAGGGUUUAGUUUUUGGGUUUCUCUCAUCAUAGAAUCCUCCAGUUGAUUUGACUAGUAUGAGAGACUUGUUUCCCUCAUCAUAUAAUCCUCCAGUUGAUUUGACUACUAUGAGAGACUUGUUUUCCUCAUCAUAUAAUCCUCCAGUUGAUUUGACUACUAUGAGAGACUUGUUUUCCUCAUCAUAGAAUCCUCCAGUUGAUUUGACUAGUAUGAGAGACUUGUUUCCCUCAUCAUAUAAUCCUCCAGUUGAUUUGACUACUAUGAGAGACUUGUUUCCCUCAUCAUAUAAUCCUCCAGUUGAUUUGUCUACUAUGAGAGACUUGUUUUCCUCAUCAUAGAAUCCUCCAGUUGAUUUGACUAGUAUGAGAGACUUGGUACACAUUGACUGCUGUAUUUAUUUUAUUUAUUUAACGAGUCGGCUAAAAAAAAUCGUAUUACCCAAUUAUGAAAUGGACAUUUUAUCACAAAUUAUUCUACCAAAUAACUGUAGUUUAUUUAUGAUACAAUAGCAUACUUUAUUAUCAUAGAAUAUGUGAAAAUUGUAUUUUUGUUGGUUGUCAGACAAUAAACUUUGACUCCUUUCCUCUUCUCA
Messenger RNA from Oncorhynchus nerka (sockeye salmon), 1694 nucleotides. RefSeq names its product 15-hydroxyprostaglandin dehydrogenase [NAD(+)]. Lineage: Eukaryota; Metazoa; Chordata; Actinopteri; Salmoniformes; Salmonidae. The coding region runs from base 82 to 867 and encodes 261 amino acids. Gene Ontology annotation, cellular component: cytoplasm. The record is from RefSeq and is a predicted model, not a curated record. Gene Ontology annotation, molecular function: oxidoreductase activity, acting on the CH-OH group of donors, NAD or NADP as acceptor. The transcript has 7 exons.